AUGGUUUUGCAGAAUCUCGGACGCCGCAUCAAUGCCGCCGUCAACGACCUCACCAGGGCUGCCACUCUGGACGAGAAGGCCUUCGAGGCCAUGAUCAAGGAGAUCUGCAACGCCCUUGUAGAGUCAGAUGUCAACAUCAAGCUGGUCGCUGGUCUGAGAAACUCCAUCAAGAAGUCGGUCAACUUCAACGAGCUCGCGCCUGGUGUGAACAAGAAGCGCAUCAUCCAGAAGGCCGUCUUUGAUGAGCUCGUCAAACUCGUCGACCCCCACACCCCGGCCUACCAACCCAAGAAGGGCAAGUCCAACGUUAUCAUGUUUGUCGGUCUCCAGGGUGCUGGUAAGACCACCACUUGUACCAAGCUCGCCCGCUGGUACCAGGCAAGAGGCUUCAAGACUGCCCUGGUUUGCGCCGAUACCUUCCGUGCCGGUGCCUUCGACCAGCUUAAGCAGAAUGCUACCAAGGCAAAGAUCCCCUACUACGGUAGUCUGACCCAGACUGAUCCCGUCAUUGUCGCAAGAGAGGGUGUCGACAAGUUUAAAAAGGAAAAGUUCGAGAUCAUCAUUGUCGAUACCUCGGGUCGUCACAGACAGGAGCAGGAUUUGUUUGACGAGAUGGUCCAGAUUCAGAAGGCUGUCUCGCCUCACCAGACCAUUAUGGUCCUCGAUUCUUCCAUCGGUCAGGCUGCCGAGGCUCAGUCUAGAGCCUUCAAGGAGACUGCAGACUACGGUGCCAUCAUCAUCACAAAGACUGAUGGUGCUGCCGCUGGUGGUGGUGCCAUUUCUGCCGUCGCUGCUUCACACACUCCCAUCGUCUUCAUCGGUACCGGAGAACAUUUGCUCGAUCUCGAGCGCUUCAACCCCGAAUCCUUUGUCUCCAAGCUGCUGGGCAUGGGCGACAUGGCCGGUCUAGUCGAGCACGUCCAAAGUUUGAAGCUUGACCAAAAGGAUACGAUGAAGCACAUCGCCGAAGGCCAAUUCACCAUUCGCGACCUCCGCGAUCAAUUCAACAACAUCAUGAAAAUGGGCCCUCUGUCCAAGAUGGCAGGCAUGAUCCCCGGCCUCAGCGGCCUCAUGGGUCAAAUGGACGACGACGAAGGCUCCAUGAAGCUCAAACGUAUGAUCUACAUCUGCGACUCCAUGACCACCAAAGAACUGGACUCUGACGGCAAAAUCUUUGUCGAUCAGCCCUCGCGCAUGACGCGUGUUGCAAAAGGCAGCGGCACCUCUGUCCGCGAAGUCGAGGAAUUGCUGUCGCAGCAAAAGGUCAUGGGUGGUAUGGCCAAGAAGUUCAAGGGCGGCAUGCAGAAUAUGCAAAAGGCCCAGGGCGCUAUGGGUGGAAAGAACAACCAGCAGCAGAUGAACGCCAUGCAGAAGCGUUUGCAGUCCAUGGGUGGAGGCAGAGGCGGUGGCGCCGCUGGAGGCGGCGGUAUGCCUGGUAUGCCUAACCUCGGCGGUAUGGAUAUUGGCGCCAUGAUGCGCAGUAUGGGCAUGGGAGGCGGUGCCCCUGGCGGUGGCGCUGGUGGCGGUAUGCCCAACCUUGGCGGUAUGGACAUGAAUGCCAUGAUGAAGAUGAUGGGCGGCAUGGGUGGAAUGGGCGGUGCCGGCGCUGGCGGUGCCGGACGCGGUGGCAGAAGAUAG
This is a messenger RNA of Aureobasidium namibiae CBS 147.97, 1638 nucleotides long. RefSeq names its product signal recognition particle protein. The coding region runs from base 1 to 1638 and encodes 545 amino acids. The record is from RefSeq and is a predicted model, not a curated record. Gene Ontology annotation, cellular component: cytosol; signal recognition particle, endoplasmic reticulum targeting. Gene Ontology annotation, molecular function: ATP hydrolysis activity; GTPase activity; 7S RNA binding. NCBI's taxonomy places the organism in Eukaryota, Fungi, Ascomycota, Dothideomycetes, Dothideales, Saccotheciaceae. Gene Ontology annotation, biological process: SRP-dependent cotranslational protein targeting to membrane, translocation; SRP-dependent cotranslational protein targeting to membrane. The transcript is spliced from 2 exons.